Messenger RNA from Lathyrus oleraceus (garden pea), 684 nucleotides. RefSeq lists its product as uncharacterized. The transcript has 2 exons. Gene Ontology annotation, molecular function: nucleic acid binding. The coding region runs from base 1 to 684 and encodes 227 amino acids. The record is from RefSeq and is a predicted model, not a curated record. Gene Ontology annotation, biological process: DNA integration. Lineage: Eukaryota; Viridiplantae; Streptophyta; Magnoliopsida; Fabales; Fabaceae.
AUGGAAAGAUUUCCAUUUCACAUUCCUAAAUGUGAUCGGUGUCAACGCACUGGUAAUAUCUCUCGACGCGAUGAGAUGCCUCUAAAGAACGUCUUAGAAGUAGAAAUAUUUAACGUAUGGGGGAUCAAUUUCAUGGGGAAUUUCCCAUCAUCAUUUGGAAAUAAGUUCAUACUCGUCGUAGUAGAUUAUGUAUCAAAUUGGAUCGAAGCAAUAACUUCACCUACAAAUGAUGCACAAGUUAUGGUAAAGAUGUUUAAAAACACAAUUUUCCCUAGAUUUGGUAUUCCGAGACUAGCCAUUAGUGAAGGUGGAUCUCAUUUUAUAUCGAGAAUAUUUGAAAAAUUGUUACUUAAGUAUGAAGUAAAACACCGCAUUGCAACCCCAUACCAUCCACAAACUAGUGGACAGGUCGAAGUCUCCAAUAGGGAGAUAAAGCAAAUCUUAGAGAAGAAAGUUGUUAUAUAUAGGAAAGAUUGGUCAUCAAAGCUGCAAGAGGCUUUGUGGGCCUAUAUGAUAGCUUUCAAGACACCAAUUGGAACUACACCAUUUAAACUUGUUUAUGGCAAGUUCAACGAGCCUUUCAUUGUAAACGGGCAGCGACUCAAGCACUAUCAUUAUGCCGAAGAAGCGAAUUAUUAUACUAGCUUAAAUUUAGAAGAGUUGCAUGUCACCUUGCAAAAUUAG